This is a messenger RNA of Cryptococcus wingfieldii CBS 7118, 2619 nucleotides long. Its product is annotated as ATP-dependent DNA helicase. Lineage: Eukaryota; Fungi; Basidiomycota; Tremellomycetes; Tremellales; Cryptococcaceae. Gene Ontology annotation, molecular function: nucleic acid binding; four-way junction helicase activity; 3'-5' DNA helicase activity. The transcript is spliced from 12 exons. Bases 1 to 2619 code for a protein of 872 amino acids. Gene Ontology annotation, biological process: double-strand break repair via homologous recombination. The record is from RefSeq and is a predicted model, not a curated record. Gene Ontology annotation, cellular component: cytoplasm; chromosome.
AUGCCCUCCAGCUCAUCGGCACCCAUAGUCGUGAGCGACGACAGCGACAACGACACUCGGCCCCUUGUCGCGAAGGGCAAGCAGAAGGCAGCGCCCAGCAAAGCGGUGAAGGGAGAGACAAGAGUAGAAUCAUCUGGAACCCUCGAUCUGGAUGCCAGAGAUGCCCUCAAGACAGCGCUUGCUAAACUUGAUUCAGAGAUUGAAGAAGUGGUCGACCAACUCAAACCUCUACAAGCCCUUCACACUUCCUUGACUGCCGAGAGAAAAGCUCUAGAGCAGCAGCUAUCCGGCAGCUCCAAAACCGCCCCCUCUAACACUGUUGUCUCUUCGACUGGUUCGAUAGACUACCAGUCUUCCUCUUUCCCGUUCACCAACGCGAUUCAGCAAACUCUCAAAAACGUUUUCAGCCUAUCUUCCUUUCGGCUGUGUCAACAAGGCGUCAUCAACGCUGCUGUAGAUGACCGAGAUAUCGUCUGUGUCAUGCCGACAGGAGGAGGCAAGAGUCUGACAUAUCAGCUGCCGGCGGUGAUGGGACGCGGAUUGACGGUGGUAGUCAGUCCUCUGCUCGCUCUGAUAUGGGAUCAAGUACGAGGCUUGAAGGAGAUAGGGAUAGAAUGUGCGAUGUUGACUGGUGGCACGAGCACGGAAGAGCAAAAUGACAUCUACGCGAGGAUGAAGGAUGGCCCGCAGAAGGGUGAGAAGGAGAUCAGGGUAAGUCAAGAUCAUCCCGAGAAGAUCGCCAAGUCGAAGCGUUUCGUUGCCAUACUGGAUAAGAUGAACCAAUCUGGUCGAUUAAAGCGGUUCCUGAUAGACGAGGCGCAUUGUUGCAGUCAACUAGGACAUGACUUUCGGCCCGACUAUAAACAGCUUUCCAUGCUGAAAACUCUCUUCCCUCGCGUCCCUAUCCAAGCAGUUACCGCCACUCUUUCCUCCAAAACCCUCCCCGAUCUACUCAAGAUCCUCCAGCUCCCACCUAUCACAGACGGCCGUUCCGCCAAAUCUUCCGGCACCAUCUUCUUCUCCGCUCCCCUCUUCCGGCCAAACCUGCACUAUAAAGUGAUACCCAAACCAAGCAACGCGAAGGGAGGAAUCGCAGCUAUCGGCGCGUGGAUACAAGAGCAUCAUCCAGGGGAGAGUGGGAUUGUGUACUGUUUGAGUAAGAAGGAUGCGGAGAAUGUUAGUGAUGAUUUGAAGCAAUGGUCGAAUGGCGAUAUCAAAACUGGCGUCUAUCACGCAGGCAUUGACGACCACCAAAAAGAACGUAUCCACCUCGACUGGCGGCGUGGAAAAAUCAACUGCAUCUGCGCUACUAUCGCCUUUGGCCUCGGUAUCGACAAGGGCGACGUCCGCUAUGUCAUUCACCACUCACUCUCAAAGUCGCUUGAAGGGUUCUAUCAAGAGACAGGGAGAGCAGGGAGAGAUGGGAAAGAUUCGGAUUGCGCAUUGUUUUAUAGGGGACAGGAUUGGACGAGGUUGGCGGGGAUGGUGGCUAAGGAUGUGGAUGGGUUAUCGAAAUUACACGAGAUGGUCAAAUUCGCUCAGGAUCUCAAGACCUGCCGCAAAAUCGCUUUCGCGAAAUACUUCUCCGCCUCAUCCCAUCUCUCCGUCUCCGCCUGGGACACCGCCGAUACCCUCUCUUCCUCAUCCUCCGGUCCCUCAGGUGGCAACGGUGCCACAACUUCGUGCGGUAUCUGCGACAACUGUCUCCGGCCACCCGACUCUGUCUCUACCAAAGACGUCACAUUAGAAUCAUGGAAGAUUCUCUCGAUCAUGGAUGAAGUCCAGCGCCAACACGGCCGAGUCACACUCCAAAACCUUGGGUCGCUCGCGCGAGGAUUAGGCGGGGGUGCUUUCCCGCUUGUGGCUGGUUCGGAGAGGAGGAGAGGGAGGGGGAAGGAAAAGAAUACGGGAGAGAAGGGGGAGGUGGAUGUGAAGGAUUACGGAGGCAAGGUCGAUUUGAAUGCCGAUGAUAUCGAGAUUCUGUUGACGCAUUUGAUGUUGCUCGGGUGUCUCAAAGAAUCGUUCCAUGCCACUUCCUUCUCCGUCAACGUCUAUGUCAACGCCUCUUCCACCGCCAUCCGCCUUUCCCGCCUAUCCCACGACGCUGUUGAAUCUGGCAACUCGCCCGUCAAAAUCGAAUGUACCUUCCCAACGGCGGCACCGAAGGAGAAGAAGAAGGCCGUCCGGAAGAAGGCUAGCGCGGGGACUGGGAAACGAAAGAAGAAGGGUGAUGGGGCGGACGAUGAAGAAGAGGAUGAAGAUGAAGAUGAAGGAGAAUCGCCGCCGCCAAAGAAGAAAUCCGCCCCUCGUGCGUCAACCUCCAAGACCAAAGCCGCCAAAUCAUCGAAACGCGUGUCCGAGCCCGAGCCCGCGGACGAUGAUGAGGAAGGCGAGGAUCCGGACGAGUAUGAGGCGUACCUUCAAGAUUUGGUGGCGCAGCAGGAAGAUCAAGAUGGUGGAGAAGAUGAUUGGGAUGAGAUGAUGGGAGAGGGGUGGAAAGAUGAUGGAGGAUGGAAGGUCUUAGGGGCUGGUGCUGGGCCUGGGCCUAGGUCUGGGGCAGCGUCAACCAAGAGCAAAGGUGGCGGUAGGAGGGCGGUAGUUAUAUCUGACAGUGAAUAA